AUGACUCCACGCAAGGACUCCAUCCCCCAUGAGACACGCACAGCGGCAGAACCACGACAGAACAAACUAUACACUGUUCAUGUCGCGCGUCUCGAGCAAGUCAAUCCAUCCAUUCGACUGCUUCGGUUCGCACUGCCGCAAGAAGCGCCUGCGGACGAAACUGCCUUCGACGCCCAAUCCCAAGAGACAUUCUCCUUCCUCCCCGGUCAAUGGCUUGAUGUUCAUAUUCCCUCCAUCCCGCAAGCAGGCGGCUUCACCAUAACUUCCACCCCUGCUGAUGCCCUCCCCCUCCCCAUCCCCGAUCCCACCAUCAUCCAAGACGGGACUGAGAACCUAUCCCAUCAACAAGGCGAAUUCGGGACCGAGGCUGCGGCUGAUGGAAGGUAUCCGUAUGUAGAACUUGCGGUUCAGCAAUCACCAUCCAAUCCGGCGGCGGCGUGGUUGUGGAGACCACAUAAGGAGAUUCUGGGGUACCCAAGCCCUUUGAUAUCGAUACUCUCCCAUCUAACAGAAGACCAAACACUCAACCCUGCAAUCCCUCUUCCAGAGAGGUCACCUAAUCAUCCACUUCACAUCCGGUUUCUGUACUCGACUCAGAUCCCAGCAUCUUCCUCCGUGCUGGAUGAGAAGACGCUCGAUCAGAUCCUCUUCCUGUCACGACUACGCAACAUUCUGCAACGCACAAGAACAGUUAACAACCGGCCCGCAAAUAUCAAGCUGGAUCUGGACCUUUUCCUGACUAACCUCUCAUCCCCUACUGCGGUCGCACAAGCCAGCGAGAUAUUGAACAAGGUGACCGAUGGUAAUAACGCAUCCGACAGCAGGCCAUUCAUACGCGUUCUUGGCCAACGCAUCAGCAAAGACGAUCUUGACCCAAAGCCACAGCAGGAAGACACGGUAUAUUACAUCUGUGGCCCGCCGGCCAUGACGGACGAGUUCGUGCAGUACCUUGAACCGGUGGUUGGUAAGGAGAGGGUUCUCUACGAGAAGUGGUGGUAG
Talaromyces amestolkiae is the source of this 999-nucleotide messenger RNA. RefSeq lists its product as uncharacterized. Lineage: Eukaryota; Fungi; Ascomycota; Eurotiomycetes; Eurotiales; Trichocomaceae. The record is from RefSeq and is a predicted model, not a curated record. Gene Ontology annotation, molecular function: oxidoreductase activity. The transcript has 3 exons. Bases 1 to 999 code for a protein of 332 amino acids. Gene Ontology annotation, cellular component: mitochondrion.